AGAGUAUUCAGUAAUGCUUUGCAUGGCCAGCCAGUCGCUAGUAGGCUCGUCGGUGAGAGUCGUGUCGUUCACUCGAAGUGAUCGUGUGGUGUUACUCGACGAGCCAGUCAGGAGACGGUAUAUCGAAACGCGAGGUAUAAUCAAACGGCGACGAAUGUAUCAGCAAACGUGAGUGCAUUUCGUGAGACUGUGAGAAAAUAACCGAAAACGAACAAAGCGUUAUAUUAUCAAACCGGAGCGAACACCGACGGUGGAGCUUCGACUUCACGUACUGUUAUUUCACUGAAAACAAAAAACCAUCGAGCCACACUGUGUAUGGUACACAAGCGAUCCAAGAUGCUGUCGUCAGUGCCAGCGAAAUAAUAAUGUGGUGCGACGUUGGUCAGAGUUGUGCAAUGAUGGGUCUGCAGGCCACGGCAGGAAAACGUAAACUGGAGGGAGGUGUGGGCUGCAUGGAGUUCGACAUGGACAUGGGCGAGAGCCCAUCGAAGUUGGGCCGAGUGGAGGGUAGCUGGUGGGCGAUGGAGGAUAGUUAUACGCCCCCACUGAGCCAGACCCCGGCGUCUUACUACGAGAUGGAAGUGAGUCCGCCUUGCCUGCAGAUAAAUCCCUGUCAACCGACAUCGGCGAGUCAGCAGCAGCAGCAGCAGCAGCAACAACAACAACAACAGCAGCAUCAGACGUCGCAGCAGCAACAGCAGCAGCAGCAGCAGCAACAGCAGCAGCAGCACUCUACGACGCCGACAUCGGCGCCGCCGCCUUCGACGGUGGCGCAUCUACAUCAUCAUCCCCAACAUUACUACCAUCACCAGCGCGGACCCAGCAGUCCGGUUGGCAGCAACGGAUACAGUCAACUGUCGAGGCCGCAGCCACAAUGGGGCGCGCCUCACCAUUACGAGCCGCCGACGAUACGGCGAGAGGAGAACGGAAAGAGUUAUCUGGAGCUUGGCUCGAGUUACCGGGCGAACGAGAGGUGCUGCGAGGGCUCGAGGUCGAGUUGGUGCCGGCGCGGCAGAGCCUGCUACAGGCAGAGGCGGCUCGCCGUGCUGAACAUUUCGAUGUGCAAGUUGGCGAGGUACCGCCAGUUCCCGGACCCGAGCCUGCACCGGUCCGUUCUGAUCUGCAACACGCUCAGGCAUCUGGAACGGGAAAUGGAGAGGGACAGAAGUCCGCCGCCCAUGGAGCCGGUGAUACCAGCGCCGAUCGCUCAGCUGCAACCACCCGAGCAGGGCAGGCUAACGCCGUUUCCGAUGCCGCCAACCUCCUCGAACGAGACCGACGUCGACUCCGGGAUCGGCGACAGCGACGACAGUCGCUCGAUCAACUGGGGCAGCGUGCUGUCGCUCUCGAGUCAGUCACCGCUGGACCCCCUGAACAACAACGAGCUACUGGACGUGGACAUCGGUCCGGACCUAGACCUAGACUUCAUGCCCGGAUGGAAGCUGACGCCCCUUUCCGCCGACGACAUCCUCAGGAGUACGACGGCCCAGGAACAGCAACACCAGCACCAGCAACAACAACACCAUCAGCAACAGCAACACUUAGCCACGCCGGCCAGUGGUAGCUGCGGCAGCAGCAACAUGGGCAGCGCCUGCGCAACCACCGGAAACAGCAGUAGUACGCACGAGUCGUUGAUGUGCGUUGGAUCAUAGCCCCCGAUUUUGACAUCGUUGAGUCACCUCAUCGACUUCUAUCCGCUGAUGCCACAGAGCAAAUAAUGCGCGGCUAACACCUAGAACCGCGGGCCGAGCGCAGACGACGGCGUAACCGCCGCCAUUGCCGCCGCCCUCUCUCGAAACUGCGACGCCUGGUCGGCGACUCUACAGGAGGUCUUCUUUUUCUUAUUUAUUACCGUUCGUGUCAAUUACGCACCGAUUGGUUCUCUCGAUUACGUUCCGCUACCACCGCAACCGGCACCACCAUGGCCGUGCCCCUUGAAAAGGGGCCGCGCGUCGUGACACGCUGCUCUCGCAGGUGCAGAGACGUAGCGGAUCUCAUGGCGCAUACCCUUUAGGGCAUGCGAAACCGAGAGGUGAUUACCAUUUAUUAAUCGACGAGUACCCGAGUUCGCUUUUCGCCAGCAAUAUCUUCGACCGCGCGCGCUCCUCGCCGCAAACACACCCUCCGUACUUCUUUCGUCUCGCGUUGCAAAUUCGAUGCUUUUCUCGAAAAUAUUGGCAGGUUCGUUUCACUUCGAACGAACUUGCCAGACCGGUACAAGAUCGUGGAUUACCACCAGAGACACUUUUCUCUGGGAGGAUACGAGGGUUCGGACUUGACGAGAUUCAACGUCAAUGAUCUGUUGGAACAAUUUGAUUUUACAUUAUUUCCUGCUGUUAACUUAAGAGAAUUUGAAAGUCAUGAUUCGUUUGAUGAUGAAUCGUAAUGCGAAAACGGGUCCUCGACCGGCUUCUACAACCACCUCCAAUUACUAUACUAUAUCGAAACGAUCUGUUUUUGCAGUUGCACCUGCGAGUACGGCGGCACACGUAUGAGUUCCCUGGUCGUUCGAAUUGUCGCCACCGGCACGUCAGACAGAAAUGAGAGAUAGAUAGAUAGAUAGAUAGAUAGAUAGAGAGAGAGAGAAAGAGCAAGAGAGAGAGAGAGAGAAUGAAUGUGUGUGAGAUGAGAAAGAGCGAGAGAGAGAGAGAGAGAGGGAGAGAGAGGGAGAGGGAGAGCGAGAUAGAACGAGAUAGAACGAAAAGUCUCAGAGCUUUCAACGUCCACGCCCCCGGGCCGGCGAUGCGGUUGACGAGUGCAAGAUAGCCUUCUCCUCGAAAAUGUUUAAGCGGGCAACGCUGACACGCGACAAGACCGACCGAAAACGAUCAAUGGAAAAACCAUCGUCCCUCUCCGCUUCAUUCGUAAUUCGCGAGUGUUGGCAAAUGUGAUUCGGUAUCGCUCGCCUAGCCGGCCGGCGUUGAGAACUCUUCAGCGACGUCCUCGGCGUCGCUCGUGACAGCCAAUCGAAGUAGGAGGAGUUAUCCAUCGAUCGAUGUUUUCCUUCGGAUUAGAAAGACAUUUAAAAAGAAAAAUGAAACCAGCCGACGAUUAAUCAAUGCCAUACACUGUAUUACACCAACGGUACACACUUAUACACAUUAUAAGACAUAACCGCCGUGGCCUAUACUACACAUCUCAUACCUGCAUAUUAGAAGAGAAACACUUCACACGCACACCCACACGACGAGGAACACGCGAAACAUCUGAUCGACGGACACGCAUACACACGACAUACACACACAAGCGCGCGCGCGCACGCAGAGACAUAUUCUACACACACGCGCGUUCGUACAUAGAAAAGAAAGAAUCGAUAUGGUGCUAGGACGAUUACACCCUGGUGCUUACUUCUGUAUACACACAGCCAUGUGCGUACAUUCGCACGGAUCGCCCGCAGUCUUCGUCGAGGAGUCUAAAUACGUCCUGACGUCGUGGACAGGACACGGUGUGAUCGAACGCGGCUCCAUCCAGAUUGCCAUCUAACUUGAGGGCCAGGACCAUGCCGAGUACUCCGCCGGAGGAAAGGCGCAGGAUUCCUCGUUGGAUGGAGGUGCGCUCGAGGUCAAGGACACGCGCCGCGCAUCCGGUGUUCUGGCGCACGACGCUUAAACAAAUGUACCUGCAUUUUAGAAAUCGGGAUUAACGAUACCGGUCCCUUCGGACCGUCGCGCGAAGGCCACUGUGCGCCACUGAUCUCCCGUAAAUGUACUAUAUUACGUAUAAAAUAGUGUGGCCGACGGACAUAGUGCGAAGGUGACCAAAUUUACCUGGGGUGGAACUCGGCGAGAUUUAAUUAAAACUCGACAAGACGCGCUUCGCGAAGAGGAAACCGGCGAUCCGCGCGCGCGAUCUCGUCCUCAACGUCCACUAAACCGCAGAAUACCCAUUCAGAGAGCAGCUAUACUUAAAUCGAGAUUAAGCGAAGUUUAAAUGCGAGUCUAUCCAGACACACGCACACAUACACACACGCGCACACACACACGUGCAUACACACAGAGAGAGAGACAAGCAUCCACACAAACACACAUACACACACGAUUUAACGAACGAUAUAAAUAAACUUUAUAAAUCGACUGAUCAAUUGCGCGAGAGAACAAAAAACAAAAUAUGACCGAUAGAUAAUAACGUUUUACGACACGAGGGUGAUUUAAACUGUAAUUAAUUCAGUGUUAAGCCGACAAGGCACGCAUGUGAAACAGAGACAGAAAACACGCGUACAUUUGUAUACAGAGAAGCAUACGUACACACACGAUCUACGCAGCGACACGACUGUACAUGAAGACACGCUGAAUAGUCGAUGUAUAUAGGAUACACACACGCGCGCGCACGCGCACGCGCAAUACACACGAACACGUACGUGCUAAGUCGAAAUAAUUGUCAACCGCGAAUCGCGAGCUCUGGCAGAUUUCCAUCUUCUAAUUCGGUUUUCCUUUUCUGAAUUCCGCCCGCAAGGAAUCAACAACCCUCCGGGCUCUCGAUCUUUUACGAAUCGUUUCGCCGAUUUUCCCGGAAACAUACGAGAAAAAUCAUUUCGAACGGCGCGAAACAUCUCGGACACGAUGGUUACGUACAUCUCGUCGAAGCGACCCGUGACUUCCUAAUAUCUAGCGAGCAGAAUAUUCUUCUGGUGCUGCUCGAAGUGCUCGGCAUCGGUCCGACACGACUCGAAUUCAAAGCUCCGCUACCGGUUACACCCAGCAAUCUAGCCCAGAAAAUAUCCUGCUCGCUUAUCGCAUCAGGGUACGACUCGCUUCGGUGCGGUGUGCCUACAAUUCGGGUUAUACAAUUUCUGUGAAAAACCAUGCAUACACAAACCACGCGUACACGAAGAAAGAACGAAACAAAGAGAGAGAGAGAGAGAGAGAGAGAG
Molecule: messenger RNA, 4870 nt
Organism: Megalopta genalis
Lineage: Eukaryota; Metazoa; Arthropoda; Insecta; Hymenoptera; Halictidae
Gene: tara
Product: SERTA domain-containing protein 2 taranis
Cellular component (GO): nucleus
Molecular function (GO): transcription regulator activity
Source: RefSeq, a predicted model, not a curated record